Poecilia latipinna (sailfin molly) is the source of this 1415-nucleotide messenger RNA. RefSeq names its product solute carrier family 29 member 4a (gene slc29a4a). Gene Ontology annotation, cellular component: plasma membrane. The annotation marks the transcript as partial. Gene Ontology annotation, biological process: nucleoside transmembrane transport. The record is from RefSeq and is a predicted model, not a curated record. Lineage: Eukaryota; Metazoa; Chordata; Actinopteri; Cyprinodontiformes; Poeciliidae. The transcript has 4 exons. Gene Ontology annotation, molecular function: nucleoside transmembrane transporter activity; monoamine transmembrane transporter activity.
CCUUGCUGUUCGUCUCCACAGGGAAACGGAGGAACGGCGCCAUCUUCCUCAGAAGAAGGCCACGAGGAUUUUGUGGGCGGGACUUACGUGAGAUUCGACGCCCCGAAAGCCAAGAUCAGGAAGAGCUGGCCCGGCGUCCGAGACAUGAUUCUGCAUCGCUACAUGGUGUCACGUGUCAUCUGGGCCUACAUGCUGUCCAUAGCUGUGACCUACAGCAUCACCCUGUGCCUGUUUCCUGGCCUGGAGUCAGAGAUCAGGAACAAAGCUUUGGGGGAAUGGCUGCCCAUCCUCAUCAUGGCCACAUUCAACAUGUCCGACUUCGUCGGGAAGAUCCUGGCGGCGCUGCCGUACGACUGGUCCGGCGGCCGCCUGCUCUUCUUCUCCUGCCUGAGGGUGGUCUUCAUCCCUCUGUUUGUGAUGUGUGUGUACCCGGUGAGCGCGCCCAUGCUGUCCCACCCAGCCUGGCCGUGUCUCUUCUCCCUCCUCAUGGGAGUCACCAACGGCUACUUCGGGUCCGUGCCAAUGAUCCAGGCGGCUGGAAAAGUACCGCCUGAGCAGAGGGAGCUGGCAGGAAACACAAUGACAGUUUCCUAUAUGACGGGUCUAAUGGUGGGCUCCUCCGUGGCAUACGCAACGUACAGCUUCACCCCGACGGCGGCGGGAGCGCGCCUCCCCACACAUGCACCUUUCAAUGCGACAGGGUACUGAAUGUCCACACAGACCAAAACACACGCACGCACACACACACACGCACACACACGCACACACACGCACACACACACACACACACACACAUAAUUAUAUAUCUACCCAUGUGCAGCAGAAGCAAGCAUUUAAAGUUGUAGCAACAUUUUCAUCCUGUGUGGUGAAGUUUCUAAGAAGAGCAGAGUUGGAGCUGCGCCCCCCGCCAGCAGCUGGCUGAGGCCGACACACCUGACCUUUGAGAAUCGCUUGGUGAAAUUACGAACGGGUCGUCUGACAUUUGUGAGGUGUGACAGCGAGUCGUGUUUCACCGCGAGGAGCGGAGCACCGUUUGUGUCGAGCGAGUUAAACUCGUCGUUUUUGAUGACGUCCCAGAGCUGUUCAGAGUUCAGAGGAAGGUGGAGGGAGUCAGGGAGGUCGUUCAGGGGUCAUCAGAAUAACCAUUUCAGAGGCUGAAGAAAUAUUGAUGGUGAAAUAACUGCACAAACACAAAAUCUUACCAAGUAUUUUUGUCUAGUUUCUAGUGCAAGUAUAAAUAAGAGAACUAUGUUCAGCAAGAUAAGAUCUUGUUUUAAGUCAAUAAUUCCUUAAUAUUGCUGAAAAAUAUUUAGGAUUGUUGCUCCAUUGGAAGACUAUAAGUGACAUAAUCUGCCAAUGGAGCAAUGCAUUUUUCUCUUAUUAAAAGUUAAAAUGUCUUAUUCCACUAGCAGAUU